Onthophagus taurus is the source of this 1902-nucleotide messenger RNA. RefSeq names its product sodium-dependent nutrient amino acid transporter 1-like. Gene Ontology annotation, molecular function: amino acid:sodium symporter activity; L-amino acid transmembrane transporter activity. NCBI's taxonomy places the organism in Eukaryota, Metazoa, Arthropoda, Insecta, Coleoptera, Scarabaeidae. The record is from RefSeq and is a predicted model, not a curated record. Gene Ontology annotation, biological process: nitrogen compound transport; sodium ion transmembrane transport; amino acid import across plasma membrane. Gene Ontology annotation, cellular component: plasma membrane.
UGUCAGUUACCCAACAAACUCAAACUAAAUAACAUUAUCAAAAAAAAUGUUUAAAAAAAAAUCUUACGCCUUCGAUAACCCAUCUUUUGAAAAUGUUGAAAAUAAUACAACGAAAAUUGAAAAUGCCCCGAUUAAAAAGGAAAGAAAAGUGUGGGAUAAUAGCUGGGAGUUUUUGAUGUCUUGUAUUGCGAUGUCGGUUGGAUUGGGAAACGUUUGGAGAUUUCCGUUUACCGCUUACGAAAACGGUGGCGGAGCUUUUCUUAUACCUUAUUUAAUCGUUUUAUUGGUAGUUGGGAGACCAAUGUAUUAUUUGGAAAUGUCUUUGGGUCAAUUUUCAAGCACUUCCGUCGUUAAAGUUUUUGGAAAUUUAGCUCCGGCUUUAAAAGGUAUAGGAUAUGGGCAAUUUUUAGGUUCAAUAUGCGUCUCAACUUAUUAUUGCGCUUUGAUGGCGAUAAUUCUUUUUUACUUCGUGAAUUCUUUCACGGGAGAUUUGCCUUGGGCGACGUGUCGCCCAGAAUGGGAUUUAGCAAAUAUGACCUGCAUCCCAGCUACUUUUAAAAGUAACGAAAGCGUUACACUUCCAACUCACGGUUCUGUUGCAAUAAGUUCUUCAGAACUUUAUUUUAGGAUGGAAGUUUUGAAAGAAAAGGAUGAUAUUUCAGAUGGUUUGGGAACCCCGGAUUGGCGAUUAACAAUUUGUUUAUUCGUUUCUUGGAUAAUCACUUUUAUGGUUAGCUGUAAAGGUGUUUCGAGUUCCGGAAAGGCCGCUUAUUUUUUAGCUUUGUUUCCCUACGUUAUUAUGCUCGCUUUAUUGAUAAGAGCUGUCACUCUACCGGGAGCCGGAGAAGGAAUUUUAUUUUUUAUUAGACCGCAAUGGGAUAAAUUAUUAGAUGCUAGUGUUUGGUAUGCGGCGGUAUCCCAAUGCUUUUUUUCUUUGGGAGUCGGUUUCGGGACGAUAGUAAUUUACUCCUCGUAUAACAAUUUUGAUCAUAACAUAAACCGCGACGCGAUGAUCAUAACGACAUUGGACACGUUCACGUCUUUAAUGGCGGGGACGACCAUUUUCGGUAUUUUAGGUAAUUUGGCGUAUGAAAUGAACGUUAACGUCGAUUCGGUAAUAAAUUCCGGGGGAAACGGUUUGGCUUUUAUCUCUUAUCCCGACGCAAUUGCGAAAUUUGAUGUCGUCCCGUGGUUAUUUGCAAUCCUAUUUUUUGGAAUGCUCUUUAUCCUCGGCGUUGGUACCAAUGUUGCGCUUCAAAUUAUGGUUAACAGCGUCAUUUCAGAAUCGUUAACCAACUUAAAAUCGUGGCAAGUAUCCGGACUUACAGCUACAAUUGGAUUUUUAAUAGGAUUGGUUUAUGUUACACCUGGUGGCCAAUUUAUUUUAAACUUGGUCGAUUUUUAUGGCGGAACAUUCAUUAUUUUCGUUUUGGUUGUGUUUGAAGUGAUCUGCGUCUUUUGGAUUUACGGUUUAAACUCAAUUUGCGACGACAUUUAUUUUAUGGUAUCAAAACAAGUUCAUUGGUACUGGAGAUUAACUUGGGGCAUUUUAACCCCGGGUUUUUUAAUCAUUAUUUUCUUCUACUUCGUUAUAACGAAUCAAAAAUUAACGUACGGCGGUUUAGAAUAUCCGGAAGUAGCUUCAGGAUGUGGUUGGGGCAUUUUGGGCAUUUCUAUGUUGCAAUUUGUAAUGUGGACUACAUAUUACUUUUACCAAAAUAAAAACGAAGGUUUUUCAAAGAUGAUUAAGAAAUCGUUUUCUUCGGUUAAAUGGAGACCGAAAAGAACGGAACACUACGAAAAUUGGAAACUGUAUAAACUACAAAAAGAGAAAGAGAUAGUUGGGGAAUCUAGAGCGAAAAAAAUACUUAAAGCUAUUUUUAAUUUUAGUUAGUUUUUUAU